Schistocerca cancellata (South American locust) is the source of this 555-nucleotide messenger RNA. RefSeq lists its product as uncharacterized. The transcript has 3 exons. The record is from RefSeq and is a predicted model, not a curated record. NCBI's taxonomy places the organism in Eukaryota, Metazoa, Arthropoda, Insecta, Orthoptera, Acrididae. Bases 1 to 555 code for a protein of 184 amino acids.
AUGGGUACAAAGAUUGAGGAAUUUACGUUAGAUUCAUUAGAUUUGUUUCGAAUGCCAGAUACGGACGUGCCGCAGGAAAAAAUUCAGGGAAUAGAUAAUAGCAAACCAUAUGAAGUAGCAUCUCUGGACGACACGAACAUGAUUAAUGAAGAAAGACAGGAACAAUUUGAACAGAGCGACAAAAGAAAUGACGCGAGAUACGUGAAAAGCGAAGAGUUACUUAAGGAAAUUCAGGACCAGUUUAAAAUUAACACGGAAUUACUUGAGAAAAACGAAGAAAAGAAUGACGAACGAUUCAGACAACUAGGGGAACGACUUGAGAAGAGUGAGAAUCUAUUGAAGAAAAGUGAUGAAACCGGGAAUGCACAAUUUGAAGAAAAUAAGCAACAGUUCAAAGACUUAAAUAAAAAGCUAGAUGAACUAAUAGCAGCCGUAGACCAGAAAGCAGAUGAUCACAUCAAGAAAUGCAAUGAACAAGGAAAAAUUUUAAAUAAGAAGAUAAACGACAAGACACAAGAUGUAAAUCCAAGAGAGGAAACAACGCAGGAAACGUAA